UAUAUGCCGUGUCCUGAACGAAGCAGCUGUUCUGGUACUAGGGCAUAGGCUACUGUUCUCCACUCAGAAGCUCACUGGCCGCCCACCAGACCCUACCUUGACUGGUGAUCAGACAGCUAGUGUGUUAGAGGCUUACACUUCCAGUGGAACAUCACCUCAGCAUGCUCCAUAUAGUUACUCAGGCGGCAACACGCGCUACUGUAUACCGUACUAAUCUGCUUUGCCUUUGUGCCACGUAUGUUAUCGGUAUCUGAGGCUCUAACUUGAAUCUUUCAUUUUAAUUUAAAGUUCGACACUUGGUUAAUGUAGCUUAAGCUUGAACCCGAACUCAUAAAGCUAGUUAGAUGGGAACAGCCAUUCUCUGAAGGACGUCCGGUAUUGAAAGUUCGAUAUUUUCAUACAAAGGAAUUCAUCACGUGUCUGUCUGGUCUUGGUGUACGGUGAUGAAUAGUGGUUACGUAACACAGGAGUGUGCCUGGAUUAUCUCAUCAAGGUCACAGGUGAUGUGAAAUUGACAACGAUGAGCAGCAAGAAAAAUUCACACAAAACAGCCCAAGGCUCGGCUCUACCGGAAUAUAACAUAGCCCUUCUAGGUGAACUCGGGGUUGGAAAAUCAGCUCUCACUGUGAAAUACAUCACGAGACGAUUUAUAAUGGAAUAUGAUCCUGACAUAGAGGAUACAUACACCAAGCAGGAUGUGAUAGACACCCAGGAAUCACUGGUACACGUUAUGGAUACCAGCGAUAAGGUGGACAGUGAGGCGGAUAGGUAUCUCAGGUGGGCAGACGCAUUCCUUAUCAUCUACAGUAUCACCAACAGCAGAAGCUUCGCCAAAGCCAAAGAAUACCUUGAAAAUGUGACAUCAUACCUUAAGUGCAAUAACAAAGACACACCAGUGGCGUUAGUAGGAAAUAAAGUAGAUCUGGAGCGCUACAGGAAAGUCGGUAAAGAAGAAGGGAAUUCUGUUGCCGCGGAAUAUGAUUGUAGUUUUUACGAAACUACGGCUGCGGAGGAUUACGAAUACGUUGAAGAAGUGUUUCAUGGUGUGAUCCAGGAACUUCAACGAGAAAAAGACAGGACUCUACCCUUACAACCUCUGUACAUCUCCGAGGACAAAACGAAUUCUUUGUUGUUGACACCUGGAUCAACAGGACAUUUUUCACUUUUAAGGUCAAGGUCACCAAAACCGCCGUUAUCUCCUGAGAAGAAAGAGGAUAAAGUGACGCAAAGAAAGACAACUCCUAGCUUCCGGUUGUUCAAUAAAAGUUUUAAAAUAUUUAAUUAAAUAACGACAUUCGACUAUGACGAAAGUUUUGAAACGGAUAACGAAAGGCCACAUCUUUUGGCUGGUU
Molecule: messenger RNA, 1352 nt
Organism: Liolophura sinensis
Lineage: Eukaryota; Metazoa; Mollusca; Polyplacophora; Chitonida; Chitonidae
Product: ras-like protein family member 12
Exons: 5
Coding region: 521-1285 (254 amino acids)
Molecular function (GO): GTP binding; GTPase activity
Source: RefSeq, a predicted model, not a curated record